Messenger RNA from Dufourea novaeangliae, 609 nucleotides. RefSeq lists its product as uncharacterized. The record is from RefSeq and is a predicted model, not a curated record. Bases 1 to 492 code for a protein of 163 amino acids. NCBI's taxonomy places the organism in Eukaryota, Metazoa, Arthropoda, Insecta, Hymenoptera, Halictidae. The transcript is spliced from 3 exons.
AUGGCAAAACUGCUUCCCACAAUUUGGGCCCUUUUGCUGAACGUUUCUGGACUUCCAAUUUUUCGAACUUGCUUCGACAACGCCAUGGAGGACGAGGAUUGCGAAUCUCUUCUCCUGGGACCACCACUUAGCUCAUUUUUCUUUAGCCUCGGUGUUUAUAUUAUUAUUCUUGAUUCCACCCUUUUUCCACGAUCAUUUCGGGAACCUAAAGUGCCUUUCCUGAUACUUUAUGAGUUCCUGGCAGCAGCGUUUUUCUUGGAGUUCGCAUUGGCUUGUAUUUGGACCCCCAUCAAUGUACUCCUACUGACUACACUACCAAAGGGAAUUUACCAGCUACUUCAUCGGCUCGAACUCGAAGAUGCAGCUGUGGCGUUUUUCACAAACAAAUCUUUAAUGGCGGUCGUGACUUAUACCGUGUCGCUAACGUUUUUCCUUGUCACAUUGCACAUCACCGACGCAGUGGACUACACAAUAAUUAGGUACUGUUUAUGAUAAAAUAGAAUAUUUAUAUCUAACUGGUGUUGCGCCCCGAAGUCCUUAGCGUCAUUGCCUCAGUUUUUCGCGACUUCACACACCGAAUAAACUUUGUCGAUGGCUAAAUUUCAACUG